AUAACAGCUGAAAACAGCUGUAAAUGAGUACACAGUAUAACUUAAGCAAUCAUUAGUUGUACUGUGAGACGACGGCCAUGCAUCGAGUGACAGUUUGUGGAUGAGGCGCGUAAAGACUCCAAAGUGCGUUACUCGAGUGAUAUGCUGUCCCACUGAUCACCCCCCCGGGCAGGGUUGCCAGAUUUCAUUGACUUUAAACUGCCCAAUUACCCGCGGACUGCACAAAAAACCCCACCCCUAACGAUUGUUUUCUAUACAACCUCAUCUGUACAUGGACCCUUUCCAAGCCCAUUUUUGCAAUGCACACUGUCAUUUAAAAUAGCCCAAUGUGUCUGGAAACCUCCCCAUCUUGCAACACUGCCCCCUGUCCACGACUUCUCUCACCCCGUCCUAGAUUCCUGGUGCCACUAUUGUGCCCGCCCAAAGUUCCCCUAUCAAUGUUCUACAUGGACAGUUACUUACCUCCUCAUCAACAGAUAUUCAUUCAGUUCGUUCAUGCAACAUACCUGGAGAGUUACGGAUAUUUAUUAUCUUAGGUCUGUCUAAGAUAGCAUAUGCAUUAUUGUACCAUAUUAACUUGGGUUUUAUCCGUAUGGUAUAUUUCUAUCUUUGAAUACACCAAUGUUACUUUCUCCAACCCAAUCCUAUUAACGAGUGAUGAGUCACAAUAUGCAAUAUUGAGUUAGACUUCUACUCUACAAGCUGAUUAUUUUAGCAUGCAUUCACAUGCAGAUAUCAAAGCCAAAGUUUACAUGGUUCAGCAGUGUAAUUUACAGUGGGACUAGCCUUUUGGGAGCCCUAAGCAAAAUUUGAUACACCUAUGUCGCUUAUGCCUAGAGCAGGGCCCUGCCCCCUUGAGUCCAGGCAUGUUAGAGGCACCUUUGGCAGCAGUUACAACCAUGAGUCCAUUUGCAUCUAAAUCUUGACCAGCUUUGUACAUCUAGACAGUCAUUUUUGACCAUUGUUCUUUGCAAAAUAGCUCAAGCUCCGUCAAGUUGAAUGCUGGCUUUGGGUGAACAGCAAUUAACUAUUUCCUCAUGUUCUCAAUUGGACUGAGGUCUAAGCUUUGACUGGGCCAUUCCAGGACAAUUGACAAUUUUUUGCCUGUGUGUUUGGGAUCAUUGUCCUGCUAGAAGGUGAAUCUCCCAAGUCCCAGGUCUCUUGCAGACUUCAUAUGGUUUUCCUCCCGGAUUUAUUUGUAUCAAUGUUGCCCUUUAUCUUCACAAGCUUUCCAGGCUCAGAAGUGAGAGUCAUUUUAAAACGAUUUAACAUUGAAAACGUGUGUACUUCUUCUUAUGCUAUGGUGCAAUAUAUGUUAUGGUGGACCAGGGUUUAUUUUUGUUGGUUUUAUAAUGUAGUGUUACAAGCUGUUUUAUAAUAAUAUACAUAAUACGUGCGAACAUGUUUUGUAUAAUGUCAUAUUAGUGGGAGGUUGCAUAAGACCGAAGAUACACUGUGGAGUAGAAAGGGUAGCAAUAACACCUUCAACUUUCUCCCAGUUUUAGUUUAAUCAAUACGCACCGAUUACCGCUUUAUACACGAUGACGACUGUAAUAUUUUACUGGCAAACGGUUUACAAUACACGUUGCGCUGUUACUCGAUAACUCGAUCGGAUGAUUUUGUUCCAAAUGAUAAAUAUGUAUAUAACUGGUUAAUAGGGCGGAGCUAUAGCCUACCCCGAAACAUGUACUACAAAUGCUUACUGCUGAACUGUCGCUUUGUCAGUCGUAAAAAAAUAGGUUCUGGUAUUUUACUGAGAGUGAUCUCUAUCUGGUCUGUACAAUAGUUUUGCCUUGUGUAGGUCUACAUUUACGACCCAAUUUUUUUUCUUCUGUAGACUGUAAUCAGGAAACGUAAUAUUAAAGGGUAAUGUUGGUCUCCAUGGAUCGUCCACAUCGAUUAAUGCUGGUUUGAAACAGACGGCAGUUCGGGCCAUUGGACUUUGGAGAAGCCUAUCAAGUUUGCGUCCACUUAGUUCAACGUAAAAAAUGGAGCCACACGAAGGACCCGCGCACGCACACGGUGAGGGUGUUUUAGACCUGUCUCGUCUGAAUUUGAACUGUUUAACCAUGGUCAAUAUCAGCGAGGAGCGAAAGAGGGACACCAAGCAUUUGUAUCUGAGCUUCAAUCGGAUGGCAUCGCUGCCCGGAUCGGUUUGCAUGUUCUCCAACCUAGAGUUUCUGGACAUAAGCAACAACGGACUAUCGGUUAUCUGUGAAGACAUUACUCGGCUAACCAAGCUCAGAACAUUAAUAGCCAAGAACAACUGCCUUGACGAAUUCUCGCUGCCCAAGGAAUUCGGGUCUUUGCCGUUGGAAGUAUUGAAUCUAAGUGGGAAUAGAUUUGAGGAGAUGCCAGGGCAGUUCAUGAAGUUACAGCGGCUACAAUCACUGUCCCUUGGGGGAAACAGGCUCCAAAGUAUUCCUGCAGAAAUAGAUCAUUUGACAAGUCUGGAGCUGCUGUAUUUGGGUGGUAACCUGAUCACCUCCAUUCCUCCUGAGCUGGCAAACCUACCCUACCUCAGCUACCUGGUCCUGUGUGACAACCGCAUCCAGAGUGUUCCCCCACAGCUUACCAGGCUGUACUCAUUGCGCUCCCUCAGUCUUCAUAACAAUCUGCUGACAUAUCUGCCCCGGGAGAUUCUCAGCCUGGUACACCUGCAGGAGCUCAGUCUCCGCGGCAACCCCCUGGUGGUGCGAUUCGUCAAGGAGAUGACCUACGACCCCCCAUCACUGCUGGAGUUGGCCGGUCGCACAAUCAAGAGCCGGAAUGUUCCUUACUCGCCCCGCGACAUGCCGUCCCACCUACUGCAUUACCUAGAACUGGCCAGCAAAUGUCCUAACCCUAAGUGUGCUGGUGUGUACUUUGACUCAUGCGUGCGCCACAUCAAGUUUGUGGACUUCUGCGGGAAGUACCGGCUGCCCCUCAUGCACUACCUGUGUUCCCCAGAAUGCACCUCUCCCUGCAGCUCCAAUCCCCAGAGCGAUGCGGAGUCCGAGGACGAGAACAGCGUGCCCGCUCACCGCCUGCAGAGGGUGCUGCUGGGAUAGCGCGAGUUGGAAGGGCUGCCUUUUUUCCCCACAACUUCAGCCUUACAACCCCAUCCUUCUUCUCUAUGACUGGAUGGAAUUUUAAGAAUGAACUUUGACCUAUUUGGUGUCUUGUGUGCGUGAGUGUUUGCGCGCGCGUGUUUGGGUGUGAUUAAAGGCCUUUAGACACACGCGCACACAGACACAAGAAAGGUCUCCCUGGCGCAGUGGACCUUAUCAAGGAAAACGUCUUCAUGUGGGUCUGUUCCUUGGAGGCCUCUGGCUCAGUCACUCUAGCUAUUUAAAACAUGGGAACGAAUCACCAUCUUGGAGUCUUGGUGUUAGUAACACUGCAGAUCACUGAUUCCUAUAGACUUUGAGCUGUGCUGUAGACAGAUUUCACUCCAUGCUUUAUAGUUACAUCGAUGUACAGAAAAGCAUAAGAUGGCAGUGGAAACUAUACUUUGGGAAACUCAAAGAUGUUUGUGCAUUUGGGACGCUUUUUCCUGAGACUCGGGAUAUGAAAAUUGAGAUUUAGUUAAAACUGUGGCAUGUGACGCGGUACAUGUGAAAAGCUUUGUUUCUCUCUCUCUCACACACACACACACACACACACACACACACACACAGGAAGUCAAACUGGGCUGGGUUAGGAGUGUAUGGACAACACGAAGCACAAUACACACAUUUACUGGAAGGAAAAAAUGAAUAAAUCCAACAAGAUACAAUGAGAAUUUGCAUAUGUUUGUAUUUCCUGGCCCUCUGUUUUCUCUUAAUGUAGAUUGUUAUAGAUGUAUGCAUAAAUGUUUUGUGUGUGGGAAUAUUUAGACAUUGUCUACUAGAAUACUACAGUCGCUGGCCUUCUCAUAGGACCUUAAUGUUUCGACCGCACUGGUCUAUUGUUACAGAACCCAUGCUUUUUUAUGACUGUGGCUUGCCGAAGGACUCAAGAAAAAGUAAUUCUACACAGAGAACAGUGACAAAACAAUGGUACGAACAGCACUUUGCAUUGUUUGUUUAAAUUUAAAAAAAAUGCUAUUCAUUAUCAUAAUUCUAAUGAUGUACAAGUUAAGCAAUUUUAUAACUACAUUUUUGUAACAUGUACUGCUUUUAUACAAAUCUGACAUUUUACUUUUGGAGACACUCAGUGUUUUCUACAAUACUAAUGCAGUGAUUUCAAUGAAGUCAACAGACUAAAUAUAAUAGUCACUUCGACAGGUUGAUUAUCUUUGCUAAAGCAUGUGCACUUCUGCCUUAUCAUAUAGAUUGUACAGUAUCAUAACCCUAAUAAAAUUUGAUUUCAAUA
Esox lucius (northern pike) is the source of this 4335-nucleotide messenger RNA. RefSeq names its product leucine rich repeat containing 58b (gene lrrc58b). The transcript has 4 exons. The record is from RefSeq and is a predicted model, not a curated record. Lineage: Eukaryota; Metazoa; Chordata; Actinopteri; Esociformes; Esocidae. Gene Ontology annotation, molecular function: protein binding. Bases 1989 to 3050 code for a protein of 353 amino acids.